This is a messenger RNA of Apis cerana (Asiatic honeybee), 7765 nucleotides long. It is a transcript of the gene GluClalpha, whose product is annotated as glycine receptor alpha 1. The record is from RefSeq and is a predicted model, not a curated record. Gene Ontology annotation, cellular component: membrane. Gene Ontology annotation, molecular function: transmembrane signaling receptor activity; extracellular ligand-gated monoatomic ion channel activity. Gene Ontology annotation, biological process: monoatomic ion transmembrane transport. NCBI's taxonomy places the organism in Eukaryota, Metazoa, Arthropoda, Insecta, Hymenoptera, Apidae.
UCUGGGCCAGGAUCAAUAGCGUGCCAGCAACCAGGUAAUAGGUGUGAGUGUAUGUAGGUUUCUGAACGGUGGCAGUCCAGGAGACGAAUCUUCCGAGGUAGGACACUUGACGAGUCGAAUACAGUUUCAGUGUCGUACCGGAGAGCGCCAUGCCAGUAUCAUUGCAUCACGGAACGCUCAUUGCCUAGGAUUAUCAGCUUCUCCAGGCUGCCGCAAUGUGGCCUGGAGUAUUGAAGUUAUUGGUGUUAUUAACAUUCUUGCUACAUCCAUCAAGAUGUACGCAGGGAAAGGUGAAUUACCGGGAAAAGGAGAAAGAAGUGUUAGACAACAUUUUAGGAGGAUACGACGCGCGUAUCCGGCCCAGCGGAGAAAAUGCAACAGAUGGGCCCGCGGUUGUCCGCGUCAACAUAUUUGUUCGAAGUAUCUCAAAAAUAGAUGACGUUACUAUGGAAUAUUCUGUACAGUUAACAUUCCGGGAACAAUGGCUGGAUGAACGAUUACGAUUUAAUGAUUUUGGAGGUCGUCUAAAAUAUUUAACAUUAACGGAUGCGAGUCGUGUUUGGAUGCCAGAUCUGUUCUUUUCGAAUGAGAAAGAAGGACAUUUUCACAACAUUAUUAUGCCGAAUGUGUACAUUCGUAUUUUUCCCAAUGGUUCCGUUCUAUACAGUAUACGGAUAUCCUUAACAUUAUCAUGCCCGAUGAAUUUAAAAUUGUACCCCUUGGAUCGACAAGUUUGCUCAUUGCGUAUGGCAAGUUAUGGUUGGACAACCGAUGAUUUGGUUUUCUUAUGGAAGGAAGGAGAUCCUGUCCAAGUUGUUAAAAACCUACACCUGCCUCGGUUCACGUUGGAGAAAUUUUUUACUGAUUAUUGUAACAGCAAGACGAAUACUGGAGAGUACAGCUGCUUGAAAGUUGACUUGCUCUUCAAGAGAGAAUUCAGUUACUAUCUUAUUCAAAUCUACAUUCCCUGCUGCAUGCUCGUUAUUGUAUCCUGGGUAUCGUUCUGGCUCGAUCAAAGUGCUGUACCAGCUCGAGUUUCAUUAGGUGUGACCACCUUGUUGACGAUGGCUACACAAACGUCAGGAAUAAAUGCCUCACUGCCACCAGUCUCUUAUACAAAGGCUAUCGAUAUUUGGACAGGCGUAUGCUUGACCUUUGUAUUCGGCGCUCUCCUCGAAUUUGCUCUAGUAAAUUAUGCGUCGCGGAGCGACAUGCACAGCGAUAACAUAGAGAAAAAAUAUCCGCCGUCUGAAACGGAACAAUCCACAUCGAUGGAUCUACCCUCUGAUCAAGUCGAACCAGAUAAUUCGUCAAAUUUCGCUAUGACCGGAUAUGAUGGACCACUUCAACAUUCUCUACAGAAACCUCUGGUCCGACAACCGGAGGAUACCAUGUCGGUGGAUAGGAUGCAGCACUGCGAAUUACAUAUGCAACCACGAAAAAAAAACUGCUGCAGGUCGUGGCUGUCCAAGUUCCCGACGAGGUCCAAGCGCAUCGACGUCAUCUCACGGAUCUUCUUCCCCAUCGUAUUCGCUUUCUUCAAUCUCGCGUACUGGUCCACGUACCUGUUUCGGGAGGAAGAGCAGAACGAGUAAGCGUCGACGAGGAAGCGCUGGGAUCAAGGAACGUGGCUCGCGGCCAUUCCCAUCAUUCUCACACCACAACCACAACAAGCACAACCGCCAAACCUCAUCAUCGUUCGCGCCCACGCCACCAUCAUCACCAACAACCGCAACCACCGUACCACAGUUGUCGCCUCCAUCACCAACACUACCAGCAUCAACACGGUAACCUGCAACAACAGUCGCAACAACACCUGCAGCAACAGCCGCCGCCACCGCCGCCCGCCCCAUCUGGUCAACAUCAGUCGUUACCAUCGCACCACCACCACCAGAGGCACAAACACCACCCGCGCUAUCACAUACAUCAAGCACAGCAACCGAGAUCUCCCUCGUUCUCGUCGUUGCACAACGUCGAAGGUAGCGGUCGAUGCUCGCCAAGGGGUUCGCGGCACUCGUGCAAAAGCCCUGCGAGAUCCUCACCCUCACCCUCGCCUUCACCCUCGCCCUCGCCCACUGCGUCUCGCAGGGCUACGCCCUCACCACCCGCGGCGACUGUUCGCACGACCCCACCUCAAGACAUCCGCCGUUUUCAACGAUUUCCGCUUCCUCGUACCGAGAGGUGCUGCUGGGGUCUUUUACCGCGGCGUUGGUUCACCUGUCGAGCGAAAGGUACCGCCGGGAUUGACUUCGUCUCGCGUAUCGCUUUCCCCCUCAUGUUUAUCUUGUUCAAUUUGGGAUAUUGGUCCACCUAUCUGUUCGCAGGUGACGAAAAUCUUCAUUUGCAAAAGUAAGGUUAUUGCGUAUCAUUAUCGCAUUGGGUAGUCCGCACAGUGGAUCAAGAACGAACAGGGAAAGAGGGGUGGAAAGGUGCAUACGCGAGUGAUAUCGGUCCACGUCGAAUAAAUUUAAUUAUAAAGUCUGUCUGCUCGAGCUGUCUCGACGGAUCGUGUCCCCGGAUCCGCGUUGCGACCAUUUUUCUAAUGGUAUGCCCGUCAUCUUUGUCAAUACUAUCGCCAAGGGACGGUGUGAAAGAGCGUAUAACGUUCGCGUCAAUAAUAUCUUGUAAUGUUGUGUCGAUAUUUCGAGAACAGAAGGAGGGAACACACAUUCGUUGGGAGAUGCUCGUACGCUUGUGUUUGAAACAAGAGUGGGAAAGGAAAGAAUGGGAUGAAGGUAUAAAAUCGAGAACAAAGUGUACUUCGACAGAAGACUUUUCAAUAAUCCGUGCCUGAAGUUCGAUGACCACAUAAAAGACCAAGGAAAGCGCAACGAAAUAACAACGCUCGGUACGGUAGGAAGUAGUCGACGAAAUAUAUUAUAUAUAAAUGAAUAUAUAUAUAUAAUAUAUAUAUACAUAAUAAAAAACCAACGGAAAAAAACGAAAAUGGUAAUAAAGAUUUAAGCUCUCUUAUGCGACCGUAUAUAUAUUAUAUUAUACACACAUACACACACCUCUGUAACAUAUUCGGAAGACCGCGUGCCACAGGAUGAAAACCAAAUGUAGUGUGGGCCCUGUAUAGCCACGGCCUGUUAAACGAACUACAUGCGAAUGAAUAAAUUUAUAAAUAAUAUAACGUAAUUAUAAUUGACAAGUAAAUCGUUAAUGCAACAAUGAUUCCUGUGUAUAAAAAAAAAAAAAAAAAAUCCUCAGUCUAAACGGAAUUAAACGAAUCAAUGUUAAUCAUAUUAUUUAAAUCCAAUGAUUAACAUUGAGUCGAGGUGAAUCAAAAGAAAAGAAGGAGAAAAAGAUAAAAAAAAAAAAAAAAAAAGAAGAAGAGAAAUGAUUGAAAGAACGAUGAAAAAAGAAAAAAAAAUGAAAAAAAAUAUAUAUAUAUAUAUAUAAAAGAGAAAAGUAAUAUUCUCGAGGAGACAAUUAGCUGAUAUUAAGAGAAUAAAAAAAAAAAAAGUCGCAUUAUCAUGAGAGAUUAUACAUUUAGAUAUUAAUUAUUGAUCGAGGCGGUAGUAUCACACGUGACAAAAAAACUCUCUCUCUCUAUUUCACACAUAUACCUACAUAUACACAUUCACACACGCGUACACACACAUACACGUUCACAUACACACAGACGUUGCUCUCCUUUGGACUUUUUCGAGAUCACGGGAUCUCUAAAGUAUUGCUCAUUGACCAGUCGAGACUGAGGAUAUUGUUCAAUGUGAAAUAUAUAGGUGGAAAGAAAAAAUCGUAAAAAGAAAAAAAAUUGAAAAAAAAAUGAAAAAAAAAGUAUAUAUAUAUAUAUAGAUAGAUAUAUAUAUAUAUAUAUAUAUAUAUGAAAAUGGACUGAACCGAGUGGAUCGAACGUGACGCGAUCCAUCACGGGACAUGGAGGCGUAGAAAUUUUGUUUUCGAGCAAGCGUGUUGCGAAAUGUGCGUCGGAGGUAUCCUUCGAGAGGAAAAGAUUUUAAAAAAGGAAAAAAAAAGAAAAUAGAGGGAAAAAAAAAAAGAAAAAAAAAAGAGCGUUGCAAAUAAUAACGAAAGGAAAGAGGGUGGGAAAGAGAGGGGGGGAUGAGAUUGAAAGGAUUUUAGUUUUUGCGUGCAAACUUUGUUUCAAUUGUCAAUCGUAUCGUUUAUCCGCCACACGCGUUAACGAGAAUUCUUCCAUCAAGCGGAAAUAUAAUACAGGAUGUUUCAAAGAAAGAGUCUAAAAUAAUUGUAAUUUUAUCAAAAAUUCUUUCGCGAAUAACCAAUAACGAAGUAAUGAGAUUUUCGAAAGAGAUUGUUUCCAAAUAAAUUAAAAAGUAGUUUUUUUUUUUUCCUUCAACGAAUUAUUUUGAAGAUUAAUUAAAAUUCAACUUACGUAUUUAUGUAUCUAUUGUUAACUUCUUGAAUCUUAAAAAAAAUUGGAUCUUCGAUAUCGUGGAAUAAAAUACAAAAUUCGAUACGAAAAAAAUUGACUUUUAUGAGCUGAAUUCAACCUGUGUACUGUAAGCUCAAAAAGUUUUAGACCUUUCUUUACAUUCCGUAUACUUUAUAGUAGAAUUAAGUGUUCUGUCGUAUUUAUUUCAUUUGUUGCAUGCGAUGAAUUCGUUUCUCGCGAGUAUCUCUAAGACGCAAUAGAUUUCCUUUCGACGAAAGAAUUAUAGAAAAUUAUAUCAAGCGAAUCCUUUCUGGCGUUUUCCUUUUUGUCGUUCGUUUCUUCCGACCUGUAUCGCCACUAUCGAUUCGUCGCUGAGUAUAGUUCGAUGCUUCGAUCGUUAAAAAAAAAAAAAAAAUUUUAGAUCAGAGGAACGAUAUAUAGACGAGGAUAAAAAUAACACCGAUAUAUUUAAAAAGAAAAAGAAUAAUAAUAAAAAAAAAAAAAGAAAAGCGAAAGGAACGACUUAAAAAGAUGUUAAAAAACAGCGUACAGAUAUCACGCGAAAAAAAGAGAGAAAGAAGAAAGAACAAAGGGUGAAAAAAAAAGAAGGCAAGAGUGUUGUGCUAAUUUUAUCGUCGUUUCACGCUGUCCUUCCGUUUUGCUCAUUCUUGUUGAUUUGUCCGUUUAAUCAUAGCACAAUGUCGGAUCAGUAUAACGUCCUGCUCAAUAACGACUGACAUAAAAAAAAAAAAACCAAUUAUGAUGAAUUAAUUGUAUAUAAGUAUUCUUAUCGUGAAUAACGAGGUGUAACGCGCUGAAUGAAUUCCCGAAUUUUAAACUGAAAUUUCGAUUUUAUCGAAUAAAAUACCGUGCGAGACGUGACCGCAGAUAUAAAUAAUUGAAUAAAAGAAAAAGAAAUAAAAAAGAAGAAAAAAAUAAUGAGAACAAUAUAUUGAAACCUGAUCGUAAGGUAAAAAUCAUUUAAUCGUCGAAAGUUCUCUCCGGGCAGUGAUAAUCAUAAGGAGAAUAAAAAGAAUAAAGAUAAAAAGGAGGAAAAAAAAAAUGAAAGACGUAUGUGUAGACUCGAUUCGUCUCGAAUGUGAAAAAAAAAACAAAAAAUCAUCGUCGAUCACUGUCUAAAAUGAUUACGAUGGAUGAGAACGAAUCGUCGGACUGGUCACAAAAUAAAUAAUACGGUAAAUUGUAAUCCGCGACUAACGCGUAUCACGUACAUUCUUUGUAAUUCAAACCAGGCAAUCACGUUCACGUUUUAUAUUAUCGGUACGACGAGUACGCCCAUUAAUAUCGGACUGCACAUCGUUCCAGGCGUUUUAAUAUCGUCAAAAAAAAAAAAAAAAAUAGAAAAGAAUAAAAAAAAAGAAUUAAUAAACACAUAGAAAUGAUUGAGGGAGCGACAACGAUGUGAAAUUCUGAAAAAGAAAUUAAUGCGUGUUUUUUCUUUUUUAAUAAUUUUGCAUCGAGUCGUUUUUAGCGCGUUUAUUUCGUAAAAAAAAAAAAAGUGAAAAAAAAAAAGAAAUUCAAAGAAUCGCAAAUAAGAAACGCCUGGCACGUUGUCGAUCUUAAUCGUUGUCACCUUUCAAAAUUGUAGCAAAGCGAAAAAGGAGAAUCGAUGAAUCGAAGAUGACGUUUUUUCGUUUCGAUUCGGGAUUUUGUUUGGAGAAAAAGAGCGAGCGAUCAUCAACGUAUUUAUUUUUCACGAUAUUAUAUCAAAAAAAAAAAAAAAGAGAGAAAUUGAAUCGCGAUUUUGAAGUGUAAUAUAUACAUAAAUAAUAAUUUGGGGCAGAGACGAAGAAUUUUUAAAUUUUUCUUCUCUUUAGUUUUAAUAUUUUCUGUGUUUUUUUGCCAUUUGCCAAUAGUUGAAGGCAAAGAGAAAAAGUACAAUGAAAAUAAAGAUAAUUUAGAAUUAGUUGUACGAAAUUGUAAAAUGAUAAUUUAAAUGAAGAAAUACUUCGAUAAUAUUGAAAUUUGUCAGACAGCUAUUGGCGGUAAUUUGACACAGUAAAUUCGCCCUCCUAUAAAUCGAUAUUCUUCGUCAUAGUAAUUAAUUGCAAUUUAAGUUAAACUUAAAAUAUUUAAAUUAAAGUUUAAUCUUUAAAUAUUUUAGUUUGUUAGAAUUACAAUUAAAAUAUUUAUUAUCGUUAAAAUGUUAACACUUUUUUAUUUGUUAUUUAAAUCUAUUAAAGCGUUAUAGUUUUAGGAGUGGAAUAAUGCAGUGAAUGAAAAAAUAUUGAAACAAGAUUGAUAUUAAUCCUUUCGUUACAUAAAAGCACAUAUACGUUUCCUAUAAUGAAAAGUGAUUUUUAUUUUUGUUUAUUUUGUUACUGGGAGUAAUUAUUUAAAAAUUACAUAAAUGUUCACAUUAUGUAAUAAAAAUAAAAUAAUUGGAAAUCAAAAAUUGGCCUUCAAUUUCGAGAGUAUCGUAACGAAAGGGUUAAAAAAUAGAGUGAAAAAUUUCUAUUUUAUAAUUUUUACACAAGUCAGGCAUGAAUCAUUGAACGAACCGAAUUGUUUCUGUAUCCUUAAACUAUGUAUACGAAAUAUAAAUACUUAAUGUAAUAUAUACAAAUUUCGUUUAUAAAAUAUCCAGUGUUAAUUGGCAACGAUUGUGUGAGUAUACUUUUCGUACCUACAUUGUACAUUGAUAAAUUAAUUAAUCACGUGAAUUAUAUCGCAUAGUAGUAAUUCAAAUGAAACAUUACAGUCGCGGAUUAUUUUUCAAAUAAAAUAUUCGAAACUAAUAGAUUGCCGAAUAAUUAAAAGAAUUCAAAUUGAUAGAAAUGAGAAAAUUGCACUGAAAUUAUAAAUCAACUUAUAAUUUAUUAUAUUAUAACGUAUAUAAUUUAUAAGAAAAAAUGGAUAUAAACCAGUGAAUGAAUUUGAAACGUUUUUUAACUUUUAUUUAAAUUAUAUUUAACAUAAAUUCUCUCUCUCUUCCUAAUAUAGGAAUAUUAUUAUUUAUUAAUAAGUAUUAUUUUAUAUUUAUAAUAUUUUAAUAUUCUAUUUAUUCUCUUUGUUAAUUAUAUUUCUGUGAAGAGAGAGAAUAUUUGUAAAAGAUCGUACAAAAUAUAUAGAAAUCAUAGGGGAAUUGUAAUAAAAUAAAUUAAAUUGGAUUUAAAACGAUUUUAUUUAAAAAAACAUAAAAUAUAUACAUGAAAAUAUAUAUAUUAUAUAUAUAAAAAAAAAAUCUGCCCUUUGACUUCAAAAUCGCAACAUUAUCGGAAAGAUAAGAUAUUUUAAAUUCCAAAAUACACACCUAAGAAUCUAAUUUUUAUUGUUUUAGUGCGUUUACUAUGUAAUAUUAUUAUAAGUACAAAAAAACGUUUCUCUAUGUAGUUUAAGAUAUGUAAUAAGUUGAAACAAGAAAGGAAUAUAUCUAUCAGAGAAUCA